This is a messenger RNA of Rhodofomes roseus, 633 nucleotides long. RefSeq lists its product as uncharacterized. The record is from RefSeq and is a predicted model, not a curated record. Lineage: Eukaryota; Fungi; Basidiomycota; Agaricomycetes; Polyporales; Fomitopsidaceae. The transcript has 6 exons. Bases 31 to 633 code for a protein of 200 amino acids.
GUCGCUUCAAUAUAUUGUCACUUCAACACAAUGGAAGGCAUGACAACCUUGACGUACAUCGAAACCGUUUCUUCGGUCCUUCGCUGGGAGACCAAGCUGGUGUACCGCCGCUUGUUAAAGAGCGAUGCGCCAAUGCCUCCGCCGGAUGAAUACUAUCGCCCUUCGACGUUAUCCGCGUCUAUGGUCUCCGAAUGCGCGUAUGCGGCAUCCAUCAUCGCUCAUGCCUGCAACUCGUCAGUUACCGUUGACAUGGACGCUGUGCGGUACAGUCAGCGGCUCAACAGGCUGAGUGACCGGGUCUCCGACACCGACCUGCAACUGCGUGACUUUGGCCAUGACGCAGACUAUGCUAUUGAGCUGGAUCUGCCUUCCGUUGUUGUUGACAAGUUCGGGGUGAUGCUAGUGUGGUAUCUCCCCGAUGUGCUGACUCCGUGGCGCCAGAGGCAAAUGCAAGAUGGUCUCUUGACGAAUUCCCCGCUGUCGGUUGAGUCCAAAAAAAAGGCAAGCUGGCGUCGCUUGGAAACAAACUUUCGCGAGGGGUGUGAACAAGCGCUCCCCAAUGGAACACCGACAUUUGCACCCGCUUGGUACGCCGUUGGGUCCAAGAUUGGACGUGAGCCGCCUACAACGUAG